This is a messenger RNA of Camellia sinensis, 846 nucleotides long. NCBI's taxonomy places the organism in Eukaryota, Viridiplantae, Streptophyta, Magnoliopsida, Ericales, Theaceae. The record is from RefSeq and is a predicted model, not a curated record.
AUGGUGAAAACACUAGUUGAUUUGUAUGGUAAUGAGGUUGGAAAAGGUGGAGAACUCACACAUGAUAAGACAACAAUUAUUGCUGGAGCCCUUGGGCUUACUGAGAAAACAGCCAGUGAUGCCAUGACUCCUAUAUCUGACACUUUUGCUGUUGAUAUCAAUGCCAAGCUUGACAGGGAGCUGAUGAAUUUAAUUUUGGAGAAAGGGCAUAGAAGAGUGCCAGUCUACUAUGAGCAACCUACAAACAUAAUUGGACUUGUUUUGUCUGAACUUGAAAACUUAUCAUUCCUGUACUCAAAUGCUCAAGAUUAUGCUAAAGCCAAGAGAAGAGUUGCAGAACUCUAUAAGAAACAUGAGAAGGAACUCAUAGAGGCAAACAAAAUUUUAAUGAAGAAGAUUGAGGAUGAUCAGUUCCUAGACCUUAUGACUCUGAAAACUGAAGUUCGAUCUGCUUGUAAGGAGCCUUACAGGUAUGUUUUAAAAUCAGAAAAUCUGAAGAAUGGCUCGAGUUAUUAUUGCACUGAGUGUGUUGGUUUUGCUAAUGGCAACUCUGAUCAUCUCUGUUGGAUCUAUGAGAUCUUCGUGGGACAAUCACCGCUACAAGGGAGGCAGAAACUUUCUUUUUCCAUAUUGAUUCUUCACAUGACCUUGGAGUAAUUUUCCAUGUGCAUGGAUUUAGACCUUCGAUUCUGAAAUUCCCACGUGCAGAAACAUUUAGUGGAAUUGCCAAGUUCAGUGGAACAAAGUUCUCUCUAUCUGAAAUGAUUGCCUUUGAUCCUGAUUUAUGUGAUGGUAAUUUAUGUUAACUUGUGGUUUCCUUCAAGUGAUUAUAUUUUGAUAAAUUCA